Trichomycterus rosablanca is the source of this 502-nucleotide messenger RNA. RefSeq names its product signal peptidase complex subunit 1 (gene spcs1). Gene Ontology annotation, cellular component: signal peptidase complex; endoplasmic reticulum membrane. The transcript has 4 exons. The coding region runs from base 89 to 397 and encodes 102 amino acids. Gene Ontology annotation, biological process: protein targeting to ER. The record is from RefSeq and is a predicted model, not a curated record. NCBI's taxonomy places the organism in Eukaryota, Metazoa, Chordata, Actinopteri, Siluriformes, Trichomycteridae.
CCUUCGGAAAUCUACGUGCACUUUUAGUGACAGGAAACGCUGCAUCCGCGCACAGUUCAGUUUGUAUUCGGAUGAUAUUUAUUUCAAAAUGUUGUCCGUUUUUAAUUCCAUCCCCACUCACAUGGACUACAAAGGACAGAAACUUGCAGAGCAGAUUUUCCAAGGCAUCAUCCUGGUUUCAGCAGUGAUCGGAUUUAUUUAUGGACUCAUUAUCGAGCAGUUUGGAUGGACUGUUUACAUCAUGAUAGCCGGAUUCACUCUGUCCUGUCUGCUCACACUUCCUCCAUGGCCCAUGUACAGAUGCAAUCCCCUAACCUGGCAGCCUGUCGUAAAUGAGACGCCUGCAGAAAACCGAGAAAAGCCUCAGGAGAACUUAAAAAAGAAGAAACACAAGUAGAAUAGACCUCGCGUACGAGUUUACCAGCCAAGAAUUCAUGAAUUAAUGUCUUGUUUUCAUGUAAGAUUCCAUGUGUGCUUAAUAAAAAGAAUCAUUUGUACUAAA